AUGUCCCCGAAGAAGACGUCGCCCAAGAAAACAUCCCCGCAGAAAGGACAUACAAACAAAGAAAACCAAACUUCAUGGCUAAAUGGUGUGGUGGAACAAGGUGAGUCGAAAUCGGAUAAUCAGCAAAAUCCGCACGAAACGUCGGAACCCAAGGGGAUCAAGGAUUGCCCACAGACUCCGGGUAAUAGGCUCCCUCUGGCAGAUCUUAUUGGGAACGCAGAGGACGCUUUCAGCAGGGCCCCGGUAGGGCAGGAGCUCACGCCAGAGGACUAUGUUAUAUGGCAACAUGCCCCUCCUAGUUCAAACCCGAGUACACAAACGCCCGCAACACAGAGCAAGAAGCGCCGUCACAGCUCGUCUCCGAGUAGUUCUCCUUUAGCCGGUUCUAAAGGGAAACGAAAAGAGUCUUUUGACCUCCAAAAUUUUCAAAGCUUGCUUAAAACUCCUCAGAACGAUCUCGCCACCGACCUAUGGAAUAACUAUGUGGCCAAGACUGCCGCGAAUGUACCCGACCUUCAGCAGCCACGCUUUGCGAAUCUCCUGUCAUCCUCCCCACAUACACCCGGGUCGGCCAGAACCGGUCAGGACUCUUCAGGUUUAAGGCGAUCAAUUAGCUGCAAUGCCGAGUGGCCUAGCACCAAAGCGAAGCGGAGGAAGGUGGAUGGAGAAAGCUACCACAAAGGCCGUGCUAUAUUCUCACGAACGAGAAGCAACAUUACGGUACCGAAAGACCUCAAGGCGGCGAACUUUAGCUCUCUCGUUCAAGAGAUGGAGAGAAGCCUUAAAAAGGCGGCUCCAAAGCAAUCCGACCCAUCCAAAACUGUACCGGUGAUAGUACACAAUGCGACGCGACAAGAUCGAUCGCCCUCUCCAUUAGAAACCAAAGUCGCUAAACCUCCUACUCGGCAGGCAAACACGGGUAAUGAAAUGAAAGUUGCUGCUCCUGCACCUACUAAUAGAAAACCCUUGGAAGAUUCAUCGUCUGAUUUUGGCGAUGAUGACCUCGAUGAUGAGUUCCUCGGAUUAGCAGAUACUUCGGACCCCUUCGUUGAGCAUACCCAGGUGAACAACUUGAGGCCAUCAAACACCGGAAACGAGCACGCGUUACCUGCACUGAACGCAGUCCAACAUUCUUUCAACUAUGGAAACAGCAAUAUACGCGCAGAAGCGAAUACGGACGUGAAAGCCGUCUCUAAUAAUGACACUGAUAUAAUUGACAUUGACGAAUUUGACGACGAUUUCGAGGGGCUCUCAGAUAAUAUCGAUGAACUCCUUGCGGGUUGCGACCAGACCGCAAGCACCAAGUUUUCCAGUGUCGUUCAGCAAGAGCCUUCAAUAUCAGAACUUCAGCCGGAAAAGCCGCCGAAAUUUGGAACUGAGUUGCAAAAUGAAGCAAAACAACAGCCUAUAGCUUCCAGCGAUGAGUUUGAUGACGAUGACUUUGACAUUGAUUGCUUGGAUCAGCCCAUUGCACAAGGUGAAGACAGUCCAGAUGAUACCUAUAGAGGCCGCAAAACUAUCAAACGUUACUUGAUCGUUGAUAUUGCCGAAUCUACUUAUGCCACGAAGAGAGGACGCAUACAGCCAGAGAAGGUUUUGUUGGUCCAAGACGAGGCUACAAAGCUUGAAAAGGUCGUCGUGCUCAGAGAAUCUUGGUAUGAUAGCCCUUGCGACAAGGACCAUUAUAUACACUUGAUCGGCGAAUUCGAUAUGAACGGUCACUGCAUCGUCAGCGACGCUCAGAAUAUGAUCAUAAUCCAUCCCGACCACCUUAUAUCUGCGACAGUUGUUGCGGACUCGAUCAGUUGCCAACGGCGGGCCGUGCUUCAGGACCGUAUCAAGCGAACUUCAGAUCUCGGAAAGCCGCAAGUAUUCGGCAACAUAUUUCAUGAGGUUUUCCAGGAAGCCAUAACUUUGAAUCAGUGGGAUACCGCGUCCCUGAGGGCGUUGAUCGAAGAUGUGGCAGUUAAGCAUGUGGAAGAGCUCUACCUGAUCCACAUGAGUAUCAACGAGGCUGUUGACCAUGUGAUGAGCAGAAUUCCAGGUAUACAGCGUUGGGCAGAGCUCUUUCUUCGAAAAGAACCAGGCCCACAAUCCUUUGUCGAGGACAGGAAUAGUUCGAAGCUGAAAUUAAGCGUCAACAAGCUGUUGGAAGUAGAGGAGCACGUCUGGUCACCGAUGUACGGCCUCAAAGGCAACGUUGAUGCAACGGUUCAAGUUGCCUGCAAUGACGGUACUGGGGAUAAAAACCUGAUAGUACCCCUUGAGCUUAAAACCGGUCAUAAGGAGACGAACGAGGCUCAUCGAGCACAAACCGCGCUAUACACUCUGCUACUCUCUGACCGUUAUGACGUCGAAGUGACGUUCGGACUCCUAUAUUAUCUUGAGACGUCAAAGAUAAUUCGAAUUCGAGGUAUACGUCACGAACUUUUGCAUAUGAUACAGGAGCGCAAUCGCGUGGCGGGAUAUGUACGUGAAAGGGCAUAUCUGCCGCCAAUGAUUAAGAAGCCGACGUUCUGUAACAAUUGUUAUACGAAGACAAUCUGUUUCAUAUACCACAAACUUGCCGACGACGGCAACGGUGAGACCAGCGGGCUUGGUGACGAUUUUGAUAAAGCAAUGGAACAUCUAAACCCGUCACAUCGAGAUUUCUUCCGGAAAUGGGACGAUCUGCUGACUAAAGAAGAAACGAGUAUGAGACGAUUCAAGAGAGAACUUUGGACAUUGCUCAGCCACGAGCGAGAGGCUCUUGGGCGGUGCUUUGGCAACAUCGUUAUCGAACCCGGAACAGCUUGCGAAGACAAAGAUGGAACAAAAAUCAAUCGGUAUCGCUAUACCUUCAUCAAAAAACAACAAUCGCCCACGUUCUCGUUCACCGAGUCCCAGAUAACUGUUGGAGAGCCAAUUGUCAUCUCGGAUGAGAAUGGUCACUUUGCCUUGGCCAACGGAUACGUUGUGCAAAUCAGCCCUAGACGUGUCACUGUCGCGGUCGACCGGAGGCUUCACAAUGCCAGAACAAGAACAGGCGGGUUUGAUGCUAAGAUGAACCAGUCAUUUAGAGGUAUAAUGGAGAUCGAGGGCAGCACUUCGACCGCGUCUCCAAUGGAACUGGAUGAAGAGAUGCUGUAUCGACUGGAUAAAGACGAGUUUAGCAACGGAAUGGCUAUAGUCCGAAGCAACCUUGUUGCAAUGAUGGAAAAAGAUUUGUUUCAAGCCGGGCAGCUGAGGAAAUUGAUCAUCGAAGGGAAACCGCCUGCGUUCAAAUCCAAUGUUCCCAAGCUACCUGGCUUAGAAGAGGCAGGCCUGAACGUCGACCAGAAACAAGCGAUCAACAAGGUCAUGAGCGCACAGGAUUAUGCACUUGUUCUAGGCAUGCCUGGAACAGGAAAAACCACGACUAUCGCUCAUAUCCUUCGAGCUCUUGUAGCUCAAGGAAAGAGUGUCCUGUUAACCUCCUAUACGCACACCGCUGUGGAUAACAUUCUCUUAAAGAUUCGCGACGACAACAUGCGUAUCCUCCGCAUUGGAGCAGCCACCAAAGUACAUCCUGAUGUUCAUCAGUUCGCAGAACUUGCCGCUACCCCCAAGAAGACAAUUGAGGAGCUGAAGGCUGCUUACGAAGACUCACAGGUGGUUGCGACUACUUGCCUUGGAGUUGGUCACCACAUAUUCAACACGCGCGUCUUCGAUUACUGUAUCGUCGAUGAGGCGUCUCAAAUUACACUUCCAGUCUGUCUAGGACCUAUCAGGAUGGCGAAGACGUUUAUCCUUGUCGGAGACCAUUAUCAGCUUCCUCCAUUGGUGCAAAACAAGGAAGCGCAAGCCGGUGGUCUUGAUGUUAGUCUAUUCAAGCUGCUUUCCGAUGCUCACCCGUCCUCGGUGGUCAAUCUCGAGCAUCAGUACCGGAUGUGUGAAGACAUCCAGCUUCUUUCCAAAACGCUGAUUUACUCCGGUCGUCUAAAAUGCGGCACCCCCGAGGUCGCUGCGCGCUCCCUGGAAGUUCCCAAUAUCAGCGGUCUCAAGCAACACCACCUUAGUGAUUUUUCUCAAGCAAGCAAAAGCCGCCAGCUGUGCUUGGGAACAAGCCAAGGCAGCUGCUGGCUCCGUGAUCUCGUGGACCCCUCGACCAAGACGUACCUCGUCAACACAGACACACUUGGAACACCUGCUCGCGACGUCACCAACGGCGCGCGAAUUGUAAAUGCCACUGAAGCAACCCUAUGCACACAGCUCGUGGAGGCGUUCAUCUCUUGCGGCAUCUCAGCCCGCAGCAUCGGCGUCAUCACUUUCUACCGCAGCCAACUCAGUCUCUUGAAACAAAACCUUCGCCACCACCUUCCCGCCCUGGAAAUGCACACUGCAGACAAAUUUCAGGGCCGAGAUAAGGAAAUCAUCAUCCUCAGCUGCGUCCGCAGCAAUCAAGACAACUACGUCGGCGACUUACUGAGCGACUGGCGCCGCGUCAACGUCGCCUUCACCCGAGCCCGCACCAAGCUCCUCGUCCUGGGCAGCAAGAAUACCCUCCGCAACGGAAACGAGCUCCUCGGUAAAUACGUCAACUUGGUCGAGCAGCGCGGCUGGGUCUAUGACCUUCCGAAGAACGCUGUUGAAAACCAUAUCUUCGACGACGUGCCGCUUUCGACAUUUGAUCGGUUCACACCUAGUCCCGUGAAGAAGAAGAGCAGUCCGAACAAGAGCCCCAAUGUGGUGAGAAAGGCAGCUCGCAAUCCAUUAAGUCCUGUUCAACAGCGAUUAUCUCUAUCGGGCCUCAGGAAGCCCGCAAAGAAGGGCAUGAAUAUAUUGAGUGGCCAGAAGAUCCUGGGGAAUCGACCUGUGCUGCAGGAUGUGGUUAAUGACGUUGUGGGAUGA
Aspergillus mulundensis is the source of this 4869-nucleotide messenger RNA. Its product is annotated as bifunctional ATP-dependent DNA helicase/ssDNA endodeoxyribonuclease DNA2. The coding region runs from base 1 to 4869 and encodes 1622 amino acids. The record is from RefSeq and is a predicted model, not a curated record. Gene Ontology annotation, biological process: replication fork reversal. Gene Ontology annotation, molecular function: 5'-flap endonuclease activity; single-stranded DNA helicase activity. The transcript has 5 exons. Gene Ontology annotation, cellular component: cytoplasm. NCBI's taxonomy places the organism in Eukaryota, Fungi, Ascomycota, Eurotiomycetes, Eurotiales, Aspergillaceae.